Messenger RNA from Cyclocybe aegerita, 2583 nucleotides. The record is from the annotation of a GenBank genome assembly. Lineage: Eukaryota; Fungi; Basidiomycota; Agaricomycetes; Agaricales; Hemipholiotaceae.
AUGUCCCGAUUCUUCAGACAAGCAGGCGAUUCAGACUCGGAGUCCUCAGAGUCCGAGGAUGAGCUCAUGUCCAGUGAAGAGGAGGAGGCGCCGGCCAAACCCACAACCACCGCAAAGCCCGCCAUGUCUCGCUUCCUCCGCACAGCAGGCUCAGAUUCAAGCAGCUCCGACUCAGAAACCACCGAUGACAUAGAUGAUGGCGACAAAUCUGAUGAAUCCGAUAGCGAGGACGACGAGGAAGAAAAGCCAGUCCGUAUCCUCAGCGCCGUCGAUAAGAGGUUGAAAGAGAUGGAGGUCACUGGGGUUGCAAUGGAGAACGCUUUGAAAAUUAAUGACUGGGUGGUGAUCUCAAAUGAAUUUGACAAACUGGUUCGAAUGAUUCAAAGACAGCUCAAUCUAUCCGAGCCAGUGCCCUCCCUGUACAUACGCACUUUGGUCAAUUUCGAGGCCUCCGUUAACUCCUCCAUUCAAAAAGAAAAAGAGGCCAAGCGCAAAAUGAAUGCCUCCAAUGGCAAGGCUUUAACAGCCAUGAAACACAAAAUCAAGAAGGCUAUCAAGGAGAACGAGGCUGAUGUCAAGAAAUAUCAAGACGAUCCUGAGGCAUUCGAGCGAGAGUAUCUUAACCUUGUUGCACGUGACACUCCCCCAGCUGCUGCGACCCCAGCGGUGCGACCUUCCGGUGGCGCCGCAGACCAGGCUGACGAAUUUACGACUGUCGGAAAAGGCGGCAAGGUCAUGCAGUUUACCUCGGAGGGUAUAUUCAAGCAUCUUCAAGCAGUCCAAGAAGCUCGUGGCAAGAAGAACACAGACCGCGCGGAACAGAUCCGCAUUCUUGAAGCCCUUGUCGAAGUCGCUGUGACCUCAUACCAGCGCAUUCGCGUCCUCCUAGCGUUGAUAUCUUCCCGGUUUGACUAUAACUCUUCAGUCUCAAAUUACAUGCCGAUAGAGCUCUGGUUGUCCGCUCAGCGCGAAGUGGAUUUGCUCGUCUCCAUCGUCGCUGCGGAUACCAAUUACUCUAUCCAAGAACUGACAGACGACUAUGAUGAACUCGUUGAGCGAUCUCCGGCCACUGAAAAAGGCGUUGUUCGCAUUCGCGGCUCUAUCAUUAGCUUUAUCGACCGCCUGGAUGAUGAAUUUACACGAAGUCUCCAAAAUAUAGAUCCCCAUGGCACCGAAUACGUGGAUAGGUUGAAAGAUGAAAAGGUUCUCUACUGCACUAUCUGUCGCGCCCAGGCGUUCUACGAGAAGACCUCCCAGAGUGACCCGCUUGCCCGGGUUAUCAUGAGACGCCUCGAACACAUCUAUUCCAAGCCAGACGCCGUUGUUCAAGCAUUGGAAGCUGCUGCAGAUAUGUCAGAAGUGAUGCCCUCCAUGACUCUAGCUCAGCUGUCAACAACAUCCGCGCUGGUCCAUUCUCUUUGCGUCUAUCUCUACAAGUCCGGCAACUCGCUCCUCAGAACGCGCGCAAUGCUGAGCCAUAUCUACCACCAUGCUUUGCACAAUGACUUCUAUACUGCUCGGGACAUGCUCCUCAUGUCACAUCUCCAAGAAUCGAUCCACUCUGCCGAUGUGGCGACUCAGAUUUUGUACAAUCGCACUGUUGUCCAACUUGGUCUCUGCGCCUUCCGGUCCGGUCUCAUCAAGGAAGCCCAAGCAACAUUGCAAGAAAUUUUCACAACCCAGCGGGUGAAGGAGUUGCUUGCUCAAGGCGUUCACCAGCAGCGGUUCCAGGUCAUGACUCCGGAGCAGGAGAAAGCGGAAAAGCAACGUCAACUGCCCUUCCAUAUGCAUAUCAAUACGGAACUGCUGGAGGCUGCCUUCUUGGUAUCAAGCAUGCUAGUUGAGAUUCCUUUACUUGCGAGCAUCGAAUCAGAAGAGCAGAAACGCAAAGUCAUCUCCAAGCCGUUCCGACGCCUCCUUGACUUUGCUGAUCGGCAAGUGUUCACGGGCCCUCCUGAGAGCACACGCGACCAUAUAAUGCAGGCAAGCAAGGCACUACAAGACGGAGAAUGGGAAAAAUGUCGCGACUUGAUUCAAAGCAUAAAAAUCUGGAGUUUGAUGCCUGAGGCCUCGGCUGUCAAAGAGAUGUUGGCGAAGCGUAUUCAAGAGCAAGGUCUACGCACUUACCUCUUCACUUAUGCCCCACACUAUAGCACACUUUCUUUGUCGUUGCUCUCCAGGACAUUCUCCCUUCCCCUCCGAACAGUAACGUCAAUAAUCUCAAAGAUGAUCUGGAACGAAGAAUUAUCAGCUUCUUUGGAUCAAUCUGCUGGAGUCGUCGUUUUCCAGCGAAUCGAACUUUCCCGUGCUCAACAACUUGCGCAGGUCAUCUCCGAAAAAGUGGCGACCAUGGUUGAUCAGAACGAGAAAGCACUGGAUAUCAAAAUAGGUGGAAACAGCGGAUGGGGGGAUAGAAAUGACGGAGCCAAGAGCGAGAAGCGAGGAGAGCAGACGCAAGAGCGUCGGGGACGUGGCGAACGUUCGAGGGGCACGCGAGGCGGAGCAAGGGGCCGGGGGUCUCGAUUCUCUCAAGGACUUGGAAACCAAAUGCCAGGUCAUACGGGCCAACGUUCGGGGCAAUAA